Molecule: messenger RNA, 366 nt
Organism: Haemonchus placei
Lineage: Eukaryota; Metazoa; Nematoda; Chromadorea; Rhabditida; Trichostrongylidae
Source: the annotation of a GenBank genome assembly
AUGGGUGGAUACAUUGCUAAGCUCAUUGCCACAACACCGUCAUGCAACGGAGGAAUUGGCGCCGAUGAUAUCACUGGAGAAAUCGCCAUAGUCCGGAAGAAUGGUGUGACGAGGAAUCUAGACGGAGCUCUUUAUCGAUAUGGACUAGAGCAAAAGCAGUUAAACACGCAACGUAUGGUUGCGGCAGUGAACGAGGUGAAAAAGCUGGAAGUCGAAUUAGAUCGUGCAGGGCAGAACCUCAGUCAGGUGCAGCAAAGACACAGCGAGCAAGAUGCGACAGUAACCAUGCUUCGUUCACGACUAAAAAAGGUUCGCGAGCAGUUGGCUAUCGCGAGAGAAGCUGAACGUCAACGCAAUCAAAAUUAA